Messenger RNA from Exaiptasia diaphana, 2002 nucleotides. RefSeq lists its product as uncharacterized. Lineage: Eukaryota; Metazoa; Cnidaria; Anthozoa; Actiniaria; Aiptasiidae. The record is from RefSeq and is a predicted model, not a curated record.
CUCGGAGUAUAUUAGCAAAUAGUACGGAUUUGCUUACAAAAAAUUGAGUUUUGUCUAGAGUGCCAGACAGUUCUCUAGUUGUCUUCAAAUUCUGACAAAGAUUUUAAAGAUGGACUUCAAGGCAAUGAUUUGUUUAGUCCUACUUCAGGCACCGACCACUGUUUUUAAUGCAACGAAUACAACGACUGCACCCACCACUGUAACGAAUGCAACCAAGGCACCGACCACUGUUUUUAAUGCAACGUUGGUACCGACUACUGAAGUCAAUGCAACAAGUACAACAAUGGCACCGACCAUGAAAAUGAAUGCAACUACAACAGCAACUAAAUUUCCAUCUUCGACCACAGCAAGUUCAUAUAAUCCUCCGAUAUAUGUUGAAAUAACUUUUGCAAUGCCAUGGGAAACAUUUUGCACGUUAAGUAACACGUUUCAAAAAAAACUUGCAGCUCUUUUGAGUAAGCAAGUUGGCUCUAAUAAAGUUCUUGAAUCUAGAAUCAAUUUUAUCAAUAUUCCCUCACCUUGUGCCAACGUUCAGGAAAGUGCCACCGUUCAAUUUUAUGUUUCCAAAGAGGAAAGUUCAGAAUUGGAUAAAAAGCAAACUGUUGCAGCAUAUGAACUGUUAAAUAAGUACCACAAAGACAAAAACAUGGAAGAGAUAGUUCCAGAAUUUAAGGGAAAGGUUGAGGCAGUAGAAAUAAAAGGAACUACAAUCAUACCUACAACUCAGUACUCCCCACCAGUAACAGUCAUUGUUAUAUUCAAAAUGUCUUUGGACAAUUUCUGCCUAAAGAAGGAAACAUUCCGCAAGAAUCUUGCCGAAAAGAUCGGGAUAUCUCCAACUCUUAUAGUGUUUGUUAACCUACGAUGUCGGCCCAACGUCGCUUUCCUCAUGGACGACUCUGAGAACGUCAAGGUGGAAUUUUACGUCAAGGCCGGAAAAGACAGUGAGCAAGCUGAUGCACAACUAACAAACAAGGCCUAUGAACUUCUUGAUGAUUAUGUAAAGAACAACAAAAUGGGAGAGAUACAUCCAGAUUUUGAGGGAAAGGUCGAAUCUCUGCAAAUUAAAGGCGAAGAGAAGCCAACAGCCAGAAAAUCUUUGUUAUUUAACCAAAACGAAAGACUCUUGAUGGGUGUCGGCGCAGCUGCUGUCAUUAUUCUCAUCGCUGUUUUAAUCCUUGUUGUCAGGGCUGCAAUCAAAAGGUCACGACGUCAAAAUAGUCACCAGCUUAACGAUGAAGAGGUAAUGGCAGAGGAAGCUGCGAAUGGUAAUAUUGAAUUGGAACCGAUUAAUGAAACUAAAGCUGAAAUUAUGGUUCCUCCUCAAUACAACUCCGCUAAAGAUGGUGGUGUAAGCGAUGACGGUGAGAAAAAAGACAUCUGCCCAUUAGCGGAGUCCGAAAAAUCUUCGAUUAACGAACUAGAUAUCGAUAGAGCAACGGAAGGCCCGUCGGUCGAGAAUCCUGCUUUUGUUCACGAUGAGGGUGAAUCGAAGAAAGCAAAUACAGAAGAUGUGAAGAUAGACGAAAAGAAAGUGGAUGACACAAAAACCGCUGAAACGGAAGACCAGACCCAGACUCCUACCGCUGAAACCAAUGCUGGCUAUGACGACCAAAGCGAUUCGCCCAGUGAAGAAAAUACAAGUCUAUAAAAGCGCAAUCUCCAGACCUCGCCUCUGUGAAUGGAAAAAAUAUAUUAAAAGGUCUCGUGACCGAAUCCCAUCUCUGUACCAUCAAUCAAGAGAAAGAAAAGCAUUUUAGAUGUACUAAAUUAGCUCAAAAAAUAUUAAUUUGAGAACCCUAGAUAGAAUUAAAACGUAUGACAUUAUUAUCACUUUUAUAUAGAGUUUCUUUGUACACAAACUUAAUAUUGAAGAAUAAUUUUUCAUAGUGCUCAUUCGAAGCGUUUAGCUGAGUUUCUUUGUAUAUAUAUAUUAGGGCUUCCAGCUCCUUUGCUCUAAUUUUUGCAAAAGUACACUCAGUUAUAAGGGCGGAUCCAGGGA